Molecule: messenger RNA, 1948 nt
Organism: Dama dama (fallow deer)
Lineage: Eukaryota; Metazoa; Chordata; Mammalia; Artiodactyla; Cervidae
Gene: SHISA5
Product: shisa family member 5
Exons: 6
Coding region: 105-848 (247 amino acids)
Biological process (GO): positive regulation of canonical NF-kappaB signal transduction
Cellular component (GO): endoplasmic reticulum
Source: RefSeq, a predicted model, not a curated record
GCCGGGGCGGGGCGAGGAAGCCUGCGGCCGCGCGGGUCGCUAAGAUUUGCGGCUACACCGGGACGUCUGUUGGUCCGUCCGUCCGUCCCCCUGCGCUCCCAGCCAUGGCCGCGCCGGCCCCCGCGCCCCGCAUCCUGCUGCUCUUGCUGUUGUUGCUCCCGGCGCCUGAGGGAGCCCAUAGUCAGCUGUGUAUGACUUCUCGUGGGCGCAAGGUUGACCCUUGGGUCUGUCCUGUUUUCUGCUGCGGCAGCUGUUACGACCAGUACUGUUGCUCGGAUGUGCUGAAGCAGGUUGUGUGGAUGGGGGAAGAUUGCCGUUCUCCGGAGGCCAGUGUUCUCACCGAUGAGUUCGACUCCAGCUUCAACAACGACCCCAUGCCCAAGUACGUGACCUGCAGGCUCGGGAUCGAACCCAUGCCUCCGGUAGCGGAAGUGUGGAGUCUCAGCCACUGGAGCAUUGACUGGCUUUCUGUCAGGUUUGGCACAGUGAUCGCCAUUGGGGUGACCCUCUUUGUGAUCGCUGUGGUCACCGUCAUCGUCUGCUGCACCUGCUCCUGCUGCUGUUUGUACAAGAUGUGCCGCCGACCGAGUCCGGUUGUGACCACCACCACGGCCACCACGGUGAUGCACGCCCCUUACUUGCAACCGCCCAGCUACCCUGGACCAACAUACCAGGGCUACCACUCUGUGGUCCCCCAGCUGGGGAUGCCAACAGCACCCUACCCGACCCAGCCCAUGGGCCCCCCCGCCUACCACGAGACGAUGGCUGGAGGUGCAGCCCUUCCCUACCCUGCCAGCCAGCCUCCUUAUAAUCCAGCCUACAUGGAGCCCCCGAAGGCAGUCCCCUGAGCACGCCCUGGCAUCUCUGGCCACCAGCUCAUCUGUCCUGUGUGUGUGAAUGGGUGUGCGGGUGCGGGCCUCUUCUCCCCGGACGUGGUGUGUGUGUCCCGUUUGUACCUGAGGCUUCUGGUGAUGGUGACGAGGGGUGCGGGAAGCAGUCCAUGUCUGAGUUGCCGGGACCAUGCUGUGCUCCCCUCCUCACUUGAGAUUAUGCUGCCUGGAACCCCAAAGAACGGUUCUUUUCCAGCCACCCCAGCGAGACCUGGGGCCGGAGCAGGGAUGCUUGUCGUGCUGGGACAGCACAGCUUUUGUGCGGGCAGGAUGCCCCCGUCCUCCGGUUUCUGUGGCAUGACUAGCCGUGGCACGAGGCCGGGGCUUGUCCCCAGGUUUGUCUUUGAAGCACCAGAGCCACGGUGUGGGCUAGUGGGUGAGGCUGAGGACCUGGCUGCAGGUGGGUCUUGACCUUUCCCGUGGCUCCUACAGCCUGGGCUGUUCCCCGUGGAGGGUGGGUGGCCGCCUGAUUAUCUGAACGCCUCAGGUGGAGCCCCACCCUUCCUGAAAACUAUCUUCCUGGAUCCUUCUUGCACCCUUCCUGGGACCACCUGGAGGCCCACACUUACCCAUGGUUCUGGUUGCCCCGGUUGGCCCUGGCCCCUUUCACAGGUGGACAGGGCAGCCUCUGACCACUUAUCCACUCAGGUGUCCUCCCUGCAGUGUUUUUAUUUUACUUUUAGCUAAAUAUUUUACCUUGUUUUCUGUUUCAAAAUGUGUGCAAUGGUUGCUGUGAGGCUGAAACCGUUGGGUUAGAGGGAGACUUCCCCAGAGAGGAGAGGGACUCAGAGUCCCUGCUUCCCCAUCACCAGCCUCACAGACUACCCGGCUGCUGGACCCCAGGCCUAGGUAUGUCCUGGCAGCGGGGACACCUGGGCCAAGGUGUCGUCUGGACCAAAGGUGGAGGGGACCCUGAGGGGGCUCCUGUGACCUAGACACAUACCUCGGUGUUCCCCACCCCUCUGUUCGUGUCUUACCACGUCGUAGGUCGGGACCUCUUAAUGUGUUUUGGAGUCUCGGGUCUGCACCCUUGUUUGUAAUAAAUGCAGAUAUUUCGA